CGGCUCUCAAAACAGUCCGCCGUUGUCUGCCCUCGUUUGAAGUCUCGUGUUGAUGUUUUCUGUUAGCGUGUCUUUACGUAAAUUAACAAAAAUAUCGUUUUAUGUUCCUUUGUGCAAACGUGUCGGUAGUUUGUUGAGUUCACCACACAGCUCUGUAUUCACAGUAAAUUGUAGCUGCAUCGUAAAACGACACAUGUCAAGUGAGCCCAAGAGAAUCCGCAAAGAAAAAAAGAUGAGCGCUAAAAAGAUUGGAACUCACAAUGGCACUUUUCAUUGCGACGAGGUUUUAGCCUGCUUCUUCCUUCGUCAGUUACCGGAAUACGCUGAUGCUGAGAUUGUUCGCAGCAGGGACCCCGCCGUUUUGGCCGAAUGUGACGUUGUUGUCGACGUUGGAGGAGAAUUUGACCCAAAAAGGCAUCGCUAUGACCACCAUCAGAGGGGUUUUACCGAGAGCUUCAAUAGUUUGUGUCCGGAGAAGCCAUGGGUCACCAAGCUCAGCUCGGCCGGCCUCAUCUACUUACACUUUGGCCGUCGGUUGUUGGCGCAGCUGAUGCAGUUGAAGGAGGAUGACCGGCUGGUGGAGUUGCUGUAUAACAAGCUGUAUGAAAACUUUGUGGAAGAGGUGGACGCCAUAGACAAUGGCAUCUCACAGUAUGACGGGAAGGCUCGUUACAAAAUCUCCUCCACACUGAGUUCCCGGGUGGGGUAUUUGAAUCCUCGCUGGAACAGCAAGAGUCAGGAUACAGAGGAGGGUUUCAGAAAGGCAAUGAAACUGGUUGGGGAGGAGUUCAUGGACCGCGUGGAUUUCUACAAGUCCUCCUGGCUUCCAGCUCGUGAGGUGGUGGAGGCAGCAGUCAAGGAGAGACAUCAGGUUGAUCCCAGUGGGGAGGUGGUACUGUUCUCUCAGGGAGGAUGUCCGUGGAAGGAGCAUUUAUUUGACUUGGAGAAUGAGCUCCAGGUGGAGACACAAAUCAAGUUUGUCCUUUACCCGGACCAGAACGGACACUGGCGAGUCCAGUGUGUCCCUGCUGAUCUCCACUCCUUUCAGAACAGGCUGUCCCUUCUGGAAGAAUGGCGCGGUAUACGGGACGAAGCUCUGUCUGAGCUCAGCGGGAUUAAGGACUGCAUCUUUGUUCACGCUGGAGGCUUCAUUGGCGGGAACAAGAACCAGGAAGGAGCCCUGGAGAUGGCCAGAAGGACCCUGCAGGCUGCCGCUCAGUGCCCGGCUAACGGAAGUGGUUGACUGGUUGCACAAGAUGGUUGAGGGCUUUUUUUUUUCUGCUGGCCAGUCUUACACGGAGGAGCAGCAUUCAGACGUUGCUGGUUUUCUCCAUCGAGUUAAUGUUGUUUUACUAUGCUGAGGUGGUAAUGACAGGAAACAGGAAUAAAAUGAAACUGAUUUAUAAAUUCAAUGAGUCCCUUCCUUUCUGAAAUUUUUGCCUCAUAAAAGUGUCUGUUUUUUGUUGUUGUUUGCUAUUGACUACCACCUCAAAUUAGAUUCUUCUUUUACCUGCUUGGUUAAAUGCAACAGUAAACCUUUUUUCCCCCCUGCUCCUCAA
Molecule: messenger RNA, 1559 nt
Organism: Oryzias latipes (Japanese medaka)
Lineage: Eukaryota; Metazoa; Chordata; Actinopteri; Beloniformes; Adrianichthyidae
Gene: myg1
Product: myg1 exonuclease
Cellular component (GO): nucleus; cytoplasm
Source: RefSeq, a predicted model, not a curated record